UCAUGAGCGGAAGUCUCCGGGAUUUUUUUUUUUGUCCAUCCAUAACAACCCGACGCCAAUUCAACCAGAACGAAGGCGAAGUGCGUACCGUCAGCAUCAACCAACCCCUCGGUGCACACCCAUCCUUCGGUCCGCGUCUAUCCCGCCACCGCACACCCUGCUUGUAGGUUCUUACACCGCGACACGCACCCCCGUAAGGUCAGCUUGUCCAGCCCCGACCACACAUGCCUUAUUCCCGACAGACCUAUCGCGGGAGGAUACGUGCUAAAUCGGAUCGCGCAGCGGAGGAAUUCGUGUUUUUCGGAGCGCAGUUUGAUCGGCUAGACGCGCGCCGCUGACCGGGGUAUCUGUGUUAACAUCGGUCGCGUCGGGUCGGUGGGAGCCUGUAGUCUGCACCACAUAGGAAGGGAUUAAGUUACUGCUGGUGGUUGCGACAUUGGAUUAUUUGAUUUGGCCUUCCCCUGUGCACAGCCACACAUUCCUCCUCGUCCUCUCUCUCUUUUUUUCUCUGAACAGAGAUAAGCUACUUUCAAUCAAGCCAUGUCGUUCCGAAGGGGCGUGGUCAGGCAGAGCAAGUUCCGCCAUGUGUUCGCCCAGGCCUGGAAGGCGGAGCACUGCAUCGACGACGUGCGCGUGUCGCGCGUCACCUGGGACAGCCCGCUCUGCGCCGUCAACCCCAAGUUCAUCGCCGUCAUCGUGGAGUCGGGCGGGGGCGGGGCCUUCCUGGUGGUGCCCAUCACCAAGAGCGGAAGGAUCGACCAGACCUGCUCCACGGUGUGUGGUCACCUAGCGCCCGUGUUGGACAUCCAGUGGUGUCCCCAUGACGACAACAUCAUCGCAAGUGCCUCGGAGGACAACACCGUGAAGGUGUGGCAGAUCCCCGACGGGGGCCUCGUGGGGCCCAUGACGGAGCCCUUGGUGACCCUGGAGGGCCACAGCAAGAGGGUGGGGAUCCUCGCCUGGCACCCCACGGCCUUCAACAUCCUGCUCAGCGCAGGCUGUGACAACGUGAUGUGUGUGUGGGACGUUGGCACCGGCGAACUGGUGUAUCAGCUGAGCGACGCCCACCCCGACCUGAUCUACAGCGCGUGCUGGAACCGUGACGGCAGCGCCGUCUGCACCGUGUCCAAGGACAAGGCCCUGAGGGUCAUCGACCCACGCCGCGGGACCGUACUCAAGGUGAGGGAGAAGGUCCACGACGGCACGCGGCCAAUGAGAGCCGUCUUCCUGUCAGACGGAAAGAUCCUGACCACCGGGUUCAGCCGCAUGAGUGAGAGACAGAUGGCCUUGUGGGAUACGAAAGAUCUCACCGAGCCGAUGGCAAUGCAGGAGAUGGACACCAGUAAUGGCGUGCUGUUGCCUUUCUACGACCCGGACACCAACAUGGUCUACCUAUGUGGGAAGGGCGACUGCACCAUCCGCUACUUCGAGGUGACGGACGAGUCCCCCUACGUCCACUUCCUGAACCUGUACAGCAGCAAGGAGCCCCAGCGGGGGGCCGGCUACGUCAGCAAGAGAGGCCUGGAUGUCAACAAGUGUGAGAUCGCCAGGUUCUACAAGGUCCACGAAAGAAAGAUCGAACCCAUCUCCAUGACCGUGCCACGCAAAUCGGACCUGUUCCAGGGGGACCUGUACCCGGACACGGCGGGCCUGGAGCCCUCCCUGCUGGCCGAGGAGUGGAUCGCGGGCCAGGACGCCCCGCCCCUGCUGGUGUCCCUGAGCGGGGGCUACGCCGUGCCCCCCUCCAAGCACCGGGACACCAUGAGGGGUCGGCCCAAGCUGGCGUCCCAGGACUCCGGGGCCGGGGCCCCCGCCGCCGCCGCCCCCACCGCCACGCCCACGGCCCCCGCCGUCGCCAGGGAGACGGAAGGGGAGACCCGGGGCAACGCCGCCGACGGGACGGCGGACCGGCUGAAGAAAGAGGACGACGUGCUGAACGAGAUCCUGGCGGAGAUGAAGGCUCUGCGCACGGUGGUGCUCGCCCAGUCCCAGCGCAUAGAGAUUCUGGAGAGGCAGCUGGCCCGCAUCGAGGACGGAGACGUAUGAACCUCCCCCCCCCGGUGCCACCCCGACCCAUGACCCCCGCCCAAGACGCCGCCACCGCCGCCGCUAGGAGCUAGCGCUUAUGCUACGAGCACGAGGUGUUCAAAAAUAAACAAAACUAACAAAACAAAAAAAAAAACAUAAAUAGACCAUAGCCUUACUAGAAGACACUGAACCCUUUAAGGCUGUGUGUUUUGUGUGGAAGUGUAGGCCAGUGAACAUACGUUGUGUGUUGUUUUUUAUUGGAGGCAGUAGGGUUAGGGAGAGUUUAAAAAAAGAAAUACGAAAGCGUUAACGAAUGCUUUUCAAGGUUGGUGGGUUUAUUGUGUCCUUUUUUUUUUUUUAUGCAUCGAGUUAGAUUUGAUACAAUUUGUCCUUGCUAAUUAAGGGCUUUGGGGGGAAUCCCCGUACGUCUCAAAUGGCACGCAUGCGCGUGUCAUCGGUGGGUUGUCUAAUUGAUUAAUUUGCAGCCCCCAAUUAGAGUUUAGCGAUGUAUAAUCAAGUAGCGAACGCUGCUCAGCGCUUCUGUUGUCAUUAGCAGACCUGACCACUUGGACCCUCAUCGUAGCCUACAUUCCUGCAUUGUGCUUCUACCGUUUCCAUUCCAGAUAUCCAAAAGUUCCUGUUUAGCAAAAAAAAUAGCAAAAUAUACUUCAAUCAUCUGUGAUACUUUUCUUUCUUGUUGUUGCACUAACUGAAGUUGCGUAACUACUACUACUGCAUUUUUGUGUGUGUGGUAGUGGUGGUGUUGGUGUGUCUUUUGGAGUGAUGAUGCGAUUUUUUUGAAGUUGAUUAAAAGAAAGGGUCCAGAAGUUUGAAACGCUACAAGGAAGGUUGUUUUUGCCUGUUGCAACGAGUGCUAACAUUGACUUAAUGUGUUGUUGUUGGCUAGAAACCUUCGAAUCACUCGUGAUUUCUGACUCACAUGUGGGUCAAGUAGCAGAUAUUAAAUACAGUUACACAUUUGAAAGAAUAUAGGCCUUUAUCUGAGGUGGAAUAGUAGGGUCCGUAAACUUAAUUAAGUUAAUUAUGGUGUGUAGACAUUCCAGUGCCUAUAAUUAACGUCGCUCCAUACUGUUUCACCUCUGUGAUAAAGGACUUCUUUCAGCGUUACUUUGUUUCUUCUUUUUUUAUAACCAAGUUCAGUGCUUCCGAGGUACAGGGAAAAAAAAGGAAGCCCAAAAAUAAACGUGAGACUUUUAGGUCAGCGAAAUUUGUUUUUUAGUCUUAUGCAAAUAUUAAGGGAACAAUCGCAAAUCGGUUGUUUGUGUUUGACUUGGACUUUUUUUGCAUCAAGGUUGUACGUUCCUCAGCAGUUGAAAUCGAAGGAUGAAACGAUUUCCUAGCUAAAUUAUAUUUCUUUAUGCACUGAUUGUACAACAAUUGUAUUUAGUGUAGCGUUUCCAACAAGUAGGGUAUUUAAAUGAAACUGCACUGUGCAAAACUAAUAAACAUUCAUGACCCUUU
Messenger RNA from Gadus morhua (Atlantic cod), 3510 nucleotides. It is a transcript of the gene coro1b, whose product is annotated as coronin, actin binding protein, 1B. The transcript has 11 exons. Lineage: Eukaryota; Metazoa; Chordata; Actinopteri; Gadiformes; Gadidae. The record is from RefSeq and is a predicted model, not a curated record. Gene Ontology annotation, biological process: actin filament organization; cell migration. Bases 541 to 2046 code for a protein of 501 amino acids. Gene Ontology annotation, molecular function: actin filament binding.